Molecule: messenger RNA, 1666 nt
Organism: Ziziphus jujuba (common jujube)
Lineage: Eukaryota; Viridiplantae; Streptophyta; Magnoliopsida; Rosales; Rhamnaceae
Product: flavonoid 3',5'-hydroxylase 1-like
Exons: 2
Coding region: 16-1578 (520 amino acids)
Molecular function (GO): iron ion binding; heme binding; monooxygenase activity
Source: RefSeq, a predicted model, not a curated record
UGUUCUAAGUUAAACAUGUUGCUAAACAUGUUGCAUCUUCAAGCUCUGGUCUAUGCGACCAUCUUCUUUAUAAUCACUCACAUUCUCUUUCGGUCGGUUUUCUUGACAUCCAAUCAGAAACAGAAGUUGCCUCCAGGUCCAAAAGGGUGGCCGGUUAUCGGUUGCUUGCCGCUUGUAGGGAGCAUGCCCCAUGUUUCACUGGCCCAAAUGGCCGAAAAAUAUGGACCUAUCAUGUUUUUAAAGAUGGGUACUUGUGGUAUGGUCGUGGUGUCCAAGCCGAAUUCAGCUCGAGCUUUUUUGAAAACUUUGGACGAAAACUUCUCUAAUCGUCCAUUGACUGCCAAUGCAAAAUACAUCACCUAUGGUGGGCAAGAUUCUGUGACGGCCAUGGAAUCUGGGACACGGUGGAAGUUGCUGAAGAAGUUGAGUAACCUGCACAUGCUGGGGGCAACAUCUUUCAAAGAUUGGAGUCCAACAAGGGCCAUGGAGGUUCGGCAAAUGGUGCAAGAGAUGCACAAAAUGGGCCAGCAAGGUCAACCCAUAGCAGUGAUGGAAAUGGUAUUUUGUGCCAUGGCAAACAUGAUCACUCAAAAGAGUUUGAACCGCCGUGUGUUUGGAAAGCAAGGAUCAGAGGGCAACUCUAUGAAGGAUAUGAUAAUUGAGCUAAUGAGGUUGGCGGGUUUGUUUAAUAUUGGGGAUUUCAUACCCUCUAUUGCAUGGCUGGACAUACAAGGCACUGAAGGUCAAAUGAAGCGGCAUCACAAAAAGUUUGAUGCUUUGUUAACAAAAAUGUUGGAGGAGCAUGAGCAAACGGCCCAUCUUCGAACCCGAAAUCCAGACUUUAUUGAUGUUGUAAUGGCGAACCGGGAGUGCGAUGAUGGUUCAAAGCACACUUUCACCAACAUUAAAGCGCUUCUCUUGAACUUGUUUAUUGCCAGCACCGAUACAUCAGCGAUCACAAUCGUGUGGGCACUAUCCGAGUUGUUAAACAACCGUCAAAUUUUGGAUCGUCUGCAUGCAGAAAUGGACCAAGUGAUCGGAAAGAAGCGGCUGGUAGAAGAGUCAGACAUAGCAAAGCUGCCAUACCUGCAGGCAGUAUGCAAGGAAACAUUUCGGAUGCACCCACCACUGCCGCUGAACCUCCCAAGGGUCUCACAAGAGGCUUGUGAGGUGGAGGGAUACCACAUACCCAAAAACACGAGGCUGUUGGUUAAUGUAUGGGCCAUCGGACGCGACCCUGAUGUGUGGGAUGAUCCGCUGCAGUUCAAACCUGUGAGGUUUUUGAUAGAAGAAGAGAAUAAUAAUAAUAAGGGAGCAAGAAUAAUAGAACCUUGGGGGAAUGAAUUCGAACUGAUACCAUUUGGAUCUGGAAGAAGAAUGUGUGCUGGCAUACGAAUGGGAAUUGCACUCGUUGAGUGCAUCUUGGACACACUCGUGCACGCAUUUGAGUGGCACCUCCCAGGUGGCACUCAACUUAAUAUGGACGAGAAGUUCGGCCUGGUCCUCCAGAGAGCUGACCCACUGGUGGCAGGCGUUGUGCCACGCUUGCAACCAUGUGCCUAUGACCUAACAAAUUAGCGUCGAAUCCUUUGUUUCUAAGCUAUGCUCUCUUUUUUCCUUUUUGUGUUCCAAGUCUCUUAUCCUUUCUAUCAAAUCAGUAGCAAUA